AUGUAUCGGAAGUUGUCUAAGUUAGAACACUCGGAAAUAAAACAACUUCUUACAGAAGCUAAUAUAGAUGUUGCAAAGCAUUACGCAACAAACAAAAAAGCACUCGCUGACUUCAUUAAAGACUAUAAUGGUGCAAUAAGUUAUGAUAGAAUUCAUGAGUUCAUAAAGCCGCAACGCGGCGAGGACGAAGUCCAUGCAAUAGCAUUUCCUUUAAAUGACGUUGCUAUUGACUUAUAUCAUAGACGUUCAGUACCUCAUGAAGUAAGAAGAGAGAUGUUUGACAUAACAAAGCCGCAUGACGGCGCGGGCGUAGCCCAUGCGAACGUUGGUGAAACAAGAAGAAGAGACGACACACUGAAACAACAGAGAAGAGAGAUGUUUAAGAGCGCUAUAGAACAAGUUCGCAAAGCUAACGAUGUCAUUCGUUCCAUUGACGACAAACCAAAAGAAGGUGAGAGAUGGUUAAAGAAAGAUGAAGAGAAUAGGAAGAGAAAUGUGAAGUCAGGCAAUAGACUCAUUGACUUUAACAUCGAAGCUUUAGAUGAACCAAACAGAGACUACUUACACAAACAUUUCGGUAAGGUUUUCAUGAGACUCUUAGAGAAAAUUAAAAUAAACUCACAACAGAGAUGGAUGGUAUGUUAUAAACUUGGUGGAAAGUAUGAAUGUUCUACGUUAAACCUCAAUAAUAUUGGAACAUUACUACAUCAGCUCUUGAAGGAGAACUUUAUAUCAGAGAUAGAAGCAAAUGCCGCAGGUAUUGUUGAAAUGCACUAUGACUUCUUCUUGACAAACAUAAAGAAUCUUACCGAAAUAAAGAUGUAUGAUUUAACAGAAUAUGAAGGC
Molecule: messenger RNA, 846 nt
Organism: Trichomonas vaginalis G3
Lineage: Eukaryota; Parabasalia; Trichomonadida; Trichomonadidae
Product: organellar and viral DNA polymerase type B
Exons: 1
Source: RefSeq, a predicted model, not a curated record